AUGCACGUCGCCCUGGCCAUCGCCGCGGCGUCUACUCGCGCUUCUGUGGAAAUGGCACCGUCCAAGUCGCCCGGCGCCUCGUCCGACCGGCCGCUGCCGACCGACACCUACCUCUCCGAGUACAGCAAGAUCUUUGACCACAUCGGCAUGCUGGAGGCUCGCUCCCGCUCGCAGCCCAUCUCUCCCACAGCGGCGGAUGCGCUUCACCGCUCUCGCACCUGGCCGCAGGACAUGCAGAGGAUGGCUGCCUACCACGACGCCAUCAAGCGGAACGCCGCAGUGCACUUCAAGGGCAAGGUCGUGCUCGACGUUGGGUCGGGGACGGGCGUGCUCGCCAUCUGGGCGGCGCAGGCGGGCGCGCGGCGCGUGUACGCCGUGGAGGCCUCGGGCGUCGGCGCUCACAUCCAGACGAUGGUCGAGGCGCACGGGCUGGCCGACACGGUGACGGUCCUGCGCGAGAGGGUCGAGCAGGUGGACGUGAUUGUGUCCGAGUGGAUGGGCUACUUCCUGCUGCGCGAGUCGAUGGUCGAGUCGGCAGCCGCCUCGCCGGCUCGGGUUGUGGCGAGGCUCGGACGCCGCGGCCUCACCGUCGCCGCCUACGAGCGCGAGCACCACGAGUACGCCUUCUCCGAGGCGUGGCAAGGCAUCCUCCCCGCCUCCCUCCUGCGCGACGAGCCGCAGGUGCUGCUCGAGGCGGACAUGCACUCGGUGACGCACGCGCAGUUCUUCGACUGGCAGACCGAGGUACAGUUCGCGCCGCCGCACGCCGACGAGCCGCAGCACGGCCUCUGCGGCUGGUUCGACGUCCGCUUCUGUGGCUCCGAGUCGCAGCCCGCUCACGAGUGCGUCGAGCUCGACACCUCGCCCGAGGCGCCGCCGACGCACUGGGCGCAGACCACGCUGCUGCUCGAGCGGCCGCUCGACGGGUCACCGCUCGUCGUCGCGCUCGCGCAGAACAGCGGCUUCCACCACGACCUCAACGUGACGGUCUCGUCCGGCGCGUGGAGCGCGUCGUAUGCUGUGACGGCCGACUUUCGCGGCGGCGAGGACUUCCUGGAGGACGCGGAGGCGGAGGAGGGGGAGGAGGGGGCGUAG
Molecule: messenger RNA, 1095 nt
Organism: Emiliania huxleyi CCMP1516
Lineage: Eukaryota; Haptophyta; Isochrysidales; Noelaerhabdaceae
Exons: 3
Coding region: 1-1095 (364 amino acids)
Biological process (GO): peptidyl-arginine methylation
Molecular function (GO): protein-arginine N-methyltransferase activity
Source: RefSeq, a predicted model, not a curated record